Molecule: messenger RNA, 2432 nt
Organism: Pezoporus flaviventris
Lineage: Eukaryota; Metazoa; Chordata; Aves; Psittaciformes; Psittacidae
Gene: TMC7
Product: transmembrane channel like 7
Exons: 16
Coding region: 66-2222 (718 amino acids)
Cellular component (GO): plasma membrane
Molecular function (GO): mechanosensitive monoatomic ion channel activity
Source: RefSeq, a predicted model, not a curated record
GCCCCACAGCCCCACCGGCUCCUAACGCCCGGAAACGGCAGCACCGCGGCUUCCCCCGCGCAGACAUGAGCGGGCUGGGGGCCGCUGCGGAGCCGCCGAGUUGGCGGCGGGGCAGCAGCGAGGUCUUUCCUCCUGAGGAGGCGGGAGCCGCCGCACCUGGGGGGUUUCUGCAGCAGCUGCCCAGCUACCAGUCGGCGCGGAGGCGGCGGAACGCGUCCGGCGUGGGCACCCAGGGGCGGCGGGCGGCCCAGCAGGGCUCUGGGGGGCGCCGCGGGGCUGAGGCCCGGGGGCCGGAGCAGGAGGGAGGCGAGCGGGAGGCUCGUCCUGCGAGGGAGUACCCCCUGAGUAUCGCGGAGAAGCGGAGGCUGAGGGUCUUGCAGAAGGCUGAUACAAAAUAUUUAUCUGGGUGGAAGCAGUGGAAAAGAGCUAGCAAUAAAUCAUUGAAAAAAGUUCUCAAUGAAGUGAAGGAGUUGUCAUCUUACCUGGAGCUUUGGCGACAUGAUAUUCACAGCAUAGAGGGGAAAUUUGGCACUGGCAUCCAGUCCUACUUCUCCUUCCUGCGUUUUCUGGUCCUGCUGAAUUUUAUAAUGUUUAUCCUGAUGUUCAGUUUUGUUACCUUUCCCAGCAUCAUUUCCAAAUAUGGAAUAUUCAACAGUACCUUUGCUAAAAUUCCUCCGCAGAACACAGAGCCUCACUGCACAGUUUAUACACCUAGUGGUAAUAAGGGACUUGUUUACUUCUAUACUUACCUCAAAGAUUUGCUCAGUGGCACUGGGUUCCUUGAAGUGACAAGUUUGUUUUAUGGCUAUUACACAAUACAUACCGCAUGGUUCAGUAUCCUGAGCUACAAUUUGCCACUAGCGUAUCUGUUGGCUACAUUUGCCUACCUUGCAUUAAGUUUCAUCUGGAUAAUAAAAAGGUCUGUGGAAGGAUUUAAGCAGAACUUGGUGCAUGGGGAAGAUCAAUUUCAGAGUUACUGUAACAAAGUCUUUGCAGGCUGGGACUUUUGCAUUACAGAUCCAAAUGCAGCACGGCUAAAACAUCGCAGCUUGCAGUAUGAGCUCCAAACAGACUUGGAGGAGGAAAGGCUGAAGCGAAAAAUAGCUGACAGAACAGUGAAAGAAAAGCUAUGCAUCUACUCUCUGAGACUAUUUAUAAAUAUAAUUGUCAUUGCAGUUUUAUCAGGAUGCUUUUACUCUAUUUAUAGAGCAACUGUCUUCUCUCAAGAAAACUCUAGUGACAUCAGCAAUAUGAACUUCCAGGCUAAUCUCUUAGUGCAGUAUUUGCCUUCCAUAGUGAUCACAUUGGCCAACUUCAUUGCUCCUCAGAUCUUCUCAUUUCUGAUUGGAUUUGAAGGUUAUUCGCCGGCCUUUGAAAUCAGGCUGACACUCAUGAGGUGUGUCUUUGUGCGGUUGGCCAAUAUUGGUGUCCUCUUGUUCUCGCUGUGGAGUCAGAUCUCCUACUGUUCCACCGAUGAGUGUAAGGCCUGUGGAUACAAUUACAAACUCUAUCCUUGCUGGGAAACUGAAGUUGGGCAAGAAAUGUAUAAACUGACAAUAUUUGAUUUUAUGAUAAUUCUUGCUGUGACCCUGUUUGUGGACUUUCCUAGAAAGUUGUUAGUUACUCAUUGGUCUUGCAAGCUAGUUCAGUGGUAUGGAUUGCAGGAAUUUAGAAUUUCUGACAAUGUCCUGGAAAUUAUUUAUGGGCAAACUAUCUGCUGGAUUGGAACCUUUUUUUCACCACUUCUCCCUGCAAUAGCAACUAUAAAGUACUUCAUCAUCUUUUACAUUAAAAAGAUCAGUUUGAUACACACAUGCAAACCUGCAGCCAGACCUAUCAGAGCAUCAAGUUCCAAUUUUUUCUUCUUGCUGGUGCUGCUGAUUGGGCUCGUCUUGGCUUUUAUUCCUUUGGGAAUCAGCAUAGCACAUAUCCCCUCCUCCAAGGCAUGUGGGCCAUUCAGGAGUUUUAACACUUCAUGGGAAGUUGUUCCAGAUACAAUACUUGGGUUUCCAACAGGUCUGCAGCAGGUCUUUCAUGGCAUAGCAUCGGAAGCCUUUGCAGUGCCUUUCUUUGUGGUCAUUUGCAUCAUCAUGUUCUAUUUUAUGGCCUUGGCUGGAGCACACAAACGAGUGGUUGAGCAGCUGAGGGAGCAACUGGUUCUGGCGAGUCGUGACAAGCUGUUCUUAAUCAGGAAGAUAACAGAAGCUCAGAGGCAUCCUUGAAAACCACGAAAAGCCAGAAGAACUUGACUUCCCCAAACUUACAGAACCACUAGAUAAGAGUAGAAGCACCUGCAGCACCUAAAAACUGAGCAGCUGACUGCAUCCUGGCAUUGUGGUCUAUCUAAUGGACACCUGUGGUCUUAUUUUUGAUUGUUCUAGUGGGCCUUAAAGAUUCCAUGACUGGAAAUGUAGCUAAUACAUACUGUGCUA